This is a messenger RNA of Thalassophryne amazonica, 6174 nucleotides long. RefSeq names its product rho GTPase-activating protein 23-like. The record is from RefSeq and is a predicted model, not a curated record. Gene Ontology annotation, biological process: signal transduction. Gene Ontology annotation, molecular function: protein binding. The transcript is spliced from 24 exons. Lineage: Eukaryota; Metazoa; Chordata; Actinopteri; Batrachoidiformes; Batrachoididae. The coding region runs from base 382 to 4989 and encodes 1535 amino acids.
GGGAGCAGAGCAAGACGAGGAAGAGGAAAGGCAACGUGAGCCCAGCUUACAGCCAGGCGGACAGUGAAGCACAGCAGCAAAAAUAAAAAAGGACACCAGCUCCUGGGUUUGGCUUCUGUCAGAGAGAAAGAGAGGAACAGAGGGGAUUACACGCCGCCUGUUGACGAGGAGUGACAGAGGGUCAGAAGAAGGGAAUGCUCGAGUGAUUCAGAGGACGGUAUUAUCCAGAGCAGGAGGAGGAGGUGUUGUCUGUGAGCCUACACAGCACCGAGGUACAAUAUUAAAGAGUGGGGGAAGCGUCACCCCCCACACCACCACCUUAUCACACCAAAACCUCAAAGCAGCCACCAGGAACCAGACAGCGUGCUGGGAAACCAUGCUAUGGAUCAGGACCCCACCGGCGGUCCGCUGAACACCAUGGCCCAGGCAAAAGGGCGGAGAGAUGGCAUGGUGGCAACCAAUGAGAAUAGGCGCCGGCCACUGUCCUCGGGUGAGGUGGAGGGUCUAUCGUGGCAGGGGCCCCGGACCAUUUUCCUACAGAAAAACUCACAGGGAUUCGGGUUCACUCUGCGCCACUUCAUUGUCUACCCACCGGACUCAUCUCUCCUCAGCAUCAAGGAUGAAGAGAACGCAAACACAAGUGGAAAAUUUUGUCAGCGGGAUCGUUUGGAGCCGAUGGACACCAUCUUUGUGAAGAGUGUCAAAGAGCACGGCCCCGCCCAGAAGGCGGGGCUUUGCACAGGUGACAGGCUGGUGAAGGUGAACGGGGAGAGCAUUCUGGGUAAAACAUACUCUCAGGUGAUCACUCUGAUCCAAAACAGUGAAAACAUUCUGGAACUCUCCAUUAUGCCAAAGGAUGACGAUGUGUUGCAGUUGGUAAGUGCAUACUCACAGGAUGCCUACCAUAAAGAUAAUGAGCCAUAUACAGGAGAGGCCCAACAUCUUCCAAACCCCCCUCCUUUUGGGUACCCUACAACCAAGACCAGCCCCACUGCCCCAAAGCCCAGCAACAGCUGCCUCAGCCCCCUGGACAACUGGCAGUGCCAAACAAGCCUCAGCACCUCAAUACUAGACAACUGCCCCCCUACUGCUUCUACUUCCAUCUCUGGCUGGUCUGGAGAUCCCAAAGACUCCAGUCAUUAUUGUGCUUUAUCAGGGCGUUACCGUGGCCGCUCUUCUUCAGCCAUCAAUGCACUGGACUUCCAUUUUGCCAACCAUAAUGCUGCCAUUGCCUCUGCAACUUUGCCACCUCAAAGAAAGACAAGUCUGCCAGCCUCCAGGCGUGCCCACACGGAUGCCCUCUGCCAGCAGGCUUUGUCAGAUUGGUUUUACAGCCAGGCAGAAGCUGUAGAGCGUCUGUCUUCCCACAACCGGAGUAUCUCUCAGGAUCAUUUAGCAGAGCUUGGACUAGGGUUGGAACCCAGUCCUGCAUCGGUAUCUGUCUCAAAAACCUCAUCAGAGCAAUGCAAGAUAGAAACUAUCCUGCGCCACCAACGGGCUGCCACAGAUUCACUUGAAUCUCAUUGGCUAGGAGACUCAGGUGAUGUAUUAAGACCAGGAAGUAGACUAUGCUCAGAGAGCUUGCUGGCAGCCUAUGCAGAGUACGAGCACAACUAUGGGCGAUCUGUAGCAACACUCGCACAAGCUUCUGCAUUGGUUUCAACUCACCAUGACCACAUUCGGUCUUCACAAGGACCCCAAACAGCAAAGGCUAAUGAACAAAAAGACCACCAAGCUUCAGGAAGGGCACAACACCAAAUUACAGAGAUGCCUGCCAUGAUGUCCUCUUCCAUAGUGUCUCCUGGUAGCAGGCAGUCAGGACAUCAGGUAGCUGAACCCCAAACAAGACGAGCAAAAGAGGAAGAGCUCGUGGGCUAUAAAAGCUACAGCCCUUCUUUCUCUCGUAAAGUUGGCCAUUUCCUGCAGCAGACCCAGUCCUUCAGGGAGCCCAGCCUCAACUGGAGCCCGAAUACCAGGAGCAGCCCGGCUGAUGGAGAGGGGGAGAUGGUUACACAACCACAGCCCAGUGCUGCCAUUCCUACUUCAAAAGAGGAGAGAGUCAAGCAAGAGAAGGAAAAGGAGAUUACGACCCCCGUCAUCUUGCAUCAAGAAAUCGUUAUGCGGAGGAAGCCACACUCUGGGCACCAACCCGCUGUUCAGGUUCCACGACAACCCCACUGUGCCAAAAGUGUGGAGUCACCUGGACAUCCUGAUUGGGCACCUUCUCCUGUGAUGCCUCCCUCUGUCUCUGAAGUCACCAGCAGGACCAAUGGCAGCUUUGCACAGCAUGCAUUUGACUCACUCUCAUCUAUUCCCUUCAUAGAUGACCCCACCAGUCCUGGCACUGACCUGCAGGCUGCCUAUAUAACAGCCUGCUCGGUGGUGUCCGCCUGCUGUUCCCAGGCAUCCACUAUGGCCACCUUCACUUCCACUUCUUUCACCCCCACCCUCUCGUCAGUGUCCCCCCUUGUCCAACUCCGUUCUCAGGAUUGCAGCAGCAUCAAAGGCCGCCGGACAUCUUACCUGCUGGCCAUUACCACCGAAAGAUCCAAGUCAAUUGACGAGGGUCUCAACACCUUCAGGGAAGACGGGCGUGUCUUCUCCAGAUUGCCAAAAAGGGUCAAGAGCUUUUUCACAGAUGGGUCUCUGGAGAGCCUGCGGGCCCAGGAAGAGACUCGGUCCAAACGUCACUCCACCUCUGAACUGGGGAACCUGACCUUCAGUGAUGUUCGUAAGGAGGGUUGGCUGCACUACAAACAGAUCCUCACACAGAAGGGAAAGAAAGUCGGUGGUGGUAUGCGCUUGUGGAAACGAGUCUUCUGCGUGCUUCGUUCCCAUUCGCUCUUCCUUUACAAGGAUAAGCGAGAAGCUGUCCUUCAUGGUGCAGGGGCAGGGCCCGGUCAGGAUGAGCACCCUCCAAUCAGCAUUUGUGGCUGCCUGAUUGACAUUGCCUACAGUGAAACCAAACGUAAGCACACGCUGAGGCUGACCACUCAGAACUUCUGUGAGUACCUGCUGCAGGCCGAGGACAGAGAUGACAUGCUGGCCUGGAUCAGAGUCAUCAGGGAGAACAGCAAGACCAACAACGAGGAGAUCGGCUUCUCGAAGCAAGCGCUAAUCAACAAAAAGCUGAAUGACUACAAAAAACAAAGUCUGACGGGCAGUAAACCAGAUUCCUCUCCCAGAGCUCUCCGUAUGAUGCCUCCCUUCCUCCUGGCAAAAACUGACAACACCUCAAUGAACCGAGGCUCCAGAACUGAUGACAACAAAGCACUGUGGGGAAUCAACAUCAUGAAGAAAACCAAGAAGACGGGCAGCCCGAAAGCUUUUGGUGUGCGACUGGAGGACUGUCAGCCCGCAGUCAACCAUAAAUUUGUCCCUCUGAUUGUGGAAAUGUGCUGUGGAGUCGUGGAGGCAUCAGGUCUGGAAUACACCGGCAUCUACCGGGUUCCAGGGAACAACGCCAUGGUGUCCAACCUGCAGGAGCAUCUCAACAAGGGCAUGGACAUCAACACUGCUGAGGAGAGAUGGCAGGACCUGAACGUAAUAAGUAGUCUCCUCAAGUCCUUUUUCCGAAAACUGCCUGAGCCACUGUUUACUGACGACAAAUACAAUGAUUUCAUCGAAGCCAACCGCAUUGAAAAUGCUGAGGACCGACUGAAGACCAUGAAGAAACUGAUCCAUGACCUUCCAGAUCAUUACUUCCACACUCUUAAAUUCAUGGCCAGACACCUGAGAAAGGUGGCAGAUCACUCUGAGAAAAAUAAGAUGGAGCCCCGGAACCUGGCGCUGGUCUUCGGCCCCACUCUGGUCAGGAUGUCGGAGGACAACAUGACUGACAUGGUCACCCACAUGCCUGAUCGCUACAAAAUCGUAGAAACACUUAUCCUGCAUUGUGACUGGUUCUUCUGCAGCAGCGAGUUUGACAAAGAAGAGAAGACCCCAGAGGAUAAGCGAGACAUGCAGCCAGUGCCCAACAUCGACCACCUGUUGUCAAACAUCGGCAGACCGGGCAUGCCAGGAGAGGCCUCAGAUUCUACCACCAGCGAUUCUCUUAAGUCAAAGAUAGCUUCAGGUCUGAACCCCAGAGACUUCCUACCCAAGUCCAUAAUUUCCGCUGUUACCCGAAAACGUAAGAAGUGUCCCAGUAGGAACCCAUCGGAUAGUAGCACUGACGAGGACUCCGAACACGAACCAGUCAAAGCCAGCAAUUACGGGAUAGGAGGAGGAGGAGAGGGGGAGCCGCACAAGAGAGAAGAUCUGGAUCUGGGCGAAAAGGAACAGAAAGGUAACGAUGGAAAAGAUUCAUCUGCUGUACCAGAGGCAGGAAAGAAAAUAAGGAAUGGAAGAAUGAGUGAAGUACAGAACUCCAGGAGGAAGAGCGGGAAGGCUGGGGUGCAGCCUCCAGCAGAAUAUCAAGUGUAUCCAAACAGUUUCCACCAUCAGAUACAAGCCACGCCCCCAUGUCUGAUCAGUCCUCCUCCACAGUUAAAGCCACACAAUCUAUCGCAACGAAGGCCCACAAUCCCCUUUUGGAUUCGUCCUACCAGGCCCCUCAAUAACUCCCAGGCUUCCAGCUUACAAGGGAUCCAGUACCAUGACUGGAACCAACCUGAAUCUGUCCACUACAGGAAGAACAGAGGUGGGAGGACGAGAGCUGUGUCUGUGAAUCUGGACCUUGUGCUGGACAGGAGUGAGGAUCGAAUCAAAAGUUGGAGGGGAGAUAGUGUGGAGGAGGUCAGAGUGAUCGAACGAGGGCCAAGUCAGCUGGGAUAUGUUGGAGUUCCACAGGGGCCAGUUAUGGAUCCUGUAUCACUUCAGCAGAGGGAUCCACUUCCUCACUUUUCUAGGGAUGAUCCCUCACUCUCCUCUUCCUCAGGAUGGACAGACCAGUGUUCCCUGACACCUUCCACUGUUAUCCUGAGAAGAUCGGCUCUGGGCCCAAGGGACAAGACCAGAGUCUUGCGUCGUCACACAAUAGUGGUUUAAGAUGAUUUUAUUUUAUUUUUUGGACUAAUGCAGUACAAACCACUUGCCCUUUACUCCAGCACUUGAUCGCCUGCUUUAAAAGCCAAAUGUGUUUUAUCGUGUAACUUGUGACUCUUAUUCCAGCCUCAGAUUAUUCAAAGAGUUCAUGUUUUAAAAUGACGGUUUUAAAUCCUUGCUGUGACUUGAACUGGUCAAAGUGUUGAUUCGAGACCCAUAUUAGCUUGAGUGCUUCAAAAACCGGCAUGUUGUGUAACCAAGGUUGGACAAUAUGGCUAAUAAUGUGGCUAAUGUUAGCCUACAUUAAGCACAUGGAGGAGAAUCACAUCCUAAUUCAGAUGUUUUGUGGUCUAUCGUUACCUCACAGGCAGCGAUGGCCAAACAAGACCUCAUCAAGCAUUUGGUGUUUUUUAUAAGCUCACUAGAUGGCAGUGUCUAUUCAAAUAAGGCAUUGUUACUCCCUCCCGGUUCUUACUGUAAUGCUCUCCCUCACAAAGUACAAACUCAAACAAUUCCAUACUUUCAAAUUUAUUCAAAGUCACAGUGGAAAUCAGGCCUGGAUUCUGAAGAGCUUCUCUUGCACCGCCCAUUCAGAACCCCGAAUAAUGACCACAAACAGUUUAAUAAACCACAACAUGGGCGUAACAAAGGUGGACCUUAUUUCGCAAAAUCUUUCCCUCAUUGGUCCCCAUGGGCAUUCGAGGGAGGUCCCACCCCCUGCCACUGACCCGCUGGGACACUGGGACAUUUAUGAUUUAUAAUGUAACCUGAAUCUAUUUGUUCUGAGUGGUAAAAGCAAUUAAAUCCAGUUUGACAUGCACAUUCCAACAAGUAACAGACUAAAAGUAUGUGAAACUAAGAAUACAGUCCUGAAGUAAAAUAACUACUUAAUACCAAAAGAAAUACAGAAAACAAGUAACUAAACAACAGAUAAACACACAAAUAUAUCUAACAGUUUUAAAGGAAACUAAAGUGCAUUGUGCUUUGAACUGAUAUAUUUAUUUAUUUUAUUUGUUUGCUUUUGUUGAAUAGGCACUGCCAUCUAGUGGGCUCAGAAAUAUCACCACAUGCUUCUGGAGGCCUCACAUGGCCGUCAGUCCUUAAGGCCGCUGUCAGGGUGAACAUCCUGGAUUUGGGCAAACACCUGUCAGACUUUUUGUUGCCGUGGCUGGUUAUGCAGGAGUUUGG